Molecule: messenger RNA, 1909 nt
Organism: Phascolarctos cinereus (koala)
Lineage: Eukaryota; Metazoa; Chordata; Mammalia; Diprotodontia; Phascolarctidae
Gene: RFC3
Product: replication factor C subunit 3
Biological process (GO): DNA-templated DNA replication; DNA repair
Cellular component (GO): DNA replication factor C complex; nucleus
Molecular function (GO): DNA binding; ATP hydrolysis activity; DNA clamp loader activity
Source: RefSeq, a predicted model, not a curated record
CGGGGCUUAUUGGCUAGCGUAGAACUGGAGUUGCUUCUGAUUGGAUGGCUUUCCUCUCACUCACUCCCUUUAGUUGCUCCAAGCAGCUAGGAGAGCAGAGCGUAGAUGGUACAAUGACUGCGAUUUACGCUGUUUGUCGCGAGAAUACCCAGCCGAGCCUUGCGUUUGGGGGUGCUCAUUGGUCAGGUUGCUCAUUACACCUCAAGUUAAUCACCUUGAGGCGGGGCUCCUUCAUCCAAUCAGCUUUCACUGGGCGGAGCCGGCAGUGACGCAGCCGAUUUGGAGGUCGCGGGAAAAGCGCGCGGGCGCGGGGUUUUCAAGCUUCCAGAGGAGGUGAAGCUGGGUCGUCAUGAGCCUCUGGGUGGACAAGUACCGGCCCACCUCCCUGGGACGGCUGGAUUAUCACAAAGAGCAGGCGGCCCAGCUGCGGAACCUGGUACAGUGUGGGGACUUCCCUCAUCUCUUAGUGUAUGGACCAUCAGGAGCUGGGAAAAAGACGAGAAUUAUGUGUCUCCUGAGGGAACUCUAUGGAGCUGGAGUAGAAAAGCUAAGGAUUGAACAUCAGACCAUCACAACCCCAUCUAAAAAGAAAAUUGAAAUCAGCACAAUUGCAAGUAAUUACCAUCUUGAAGUCAACCCAAGUGAUGCUGGAAAUAGUGACCGGGUAGUAAUUCAGGAACUCUUGAAAACAGUGGCACAAUCUCAGCAACUUGAGACAAGCACCCAAAGAGAAUUUAAAGUGGUUUUACUGACUGAAGUUGACAAACUUACCAAAGAUGCUCAGCAUGCUUUACGUAGAACUAUGGAAAAAUAUAUGUCUACUUGCAGAUUAAUACUGUGUUGUAAUUCUACAUCAAAAGUAAUACCACCUAUCCGCAGUAGGUGCCUUGCAGUGCGUGUUCCCGCUCCCAGCAUUGAAGAUAUUUGCCAUGUAUUGUCCACUGUGUGCAAAAAAGAAGGUCUGAAUCUUCCUUCAGAGCUGGCUCAUAGGCUUGCGGAGAAAUCCUGUAGAAAUCUCAGGAAAGCCCUGCUUAUGUGUGAAGCCUGCAGGGUGCAACAGUAUCCUUUUACUUCAGAUCAAGAUAUCCCUGAGACAGAUUGGGAAGUAUAUCUGAGAGAGACUGCAAAUGCUAUUGUCAGUCAGCAGACUCCCCAAAGGCUACUUGAAAUUCGUGGACGACUUUAUGAGCUACUAACUCAUUGUAUUCCUCCUGAAAUAAUAAUGAAGGGCCUUCUCUCAGAACUUUUAAAUAAUUGUGAUGGACAACUGAAAGGUGAGGUUGCACAGAUGGCAGCUUACUAUGAACAUCGUCUUCAACUUGGUAGCAAAGCCAUUUACCACCUUGAAGCAUUUGUGGCAAAGUUCAUGGCGAUUUAUAAGAAGUUUAUGGAAGAAGGAUUAGAAGCCAUGAUGUUCUAAAGUCUUUAAAUUAGUAGCCAUUCCCAGCAUGUCCUAAUAUUGAUAUUUUUCAUAUGCAAUUCAUGUUGUUAGCACUGUGGGUCAAAUAAAUUCAUAUUAAUCAUCUUCUUGUUUUCAGUAUUAGUACCUGUGUGAAGUAUUUGUCAUCUAGUCUAAUGGAAGGCUAUAAUUAUGGUGUUAAAAAAACUAGAAUAAUGGUAAUUUCUGCUAUUAAUAAAUUGUUACAUGAUAUUGGGUUUAGAUGUGAACUGUUUUGUGUUCCUUGAUUUUAUUAGCCUACAAUUCUUGCAGGAGGAUUUAGCCUUGAAUCUUGGCUCUGCCAUUUCCUAUCUGUGGGAUGUUGGUCAAGUUACUUAAUCUCUUUGAACCUUGACUUUCUUAUCAAUAAAAUGAUGGGGUUGAACCAUCUAACCUUUAAGGACUUUUACAUCUCUGAUGCUAUACUCCAGUAAGAAAUAAACCAAAUAGAAUCAGCAUCCAAUCCUCUAA